UUCAGCAGUGCGGGAUGAACAGCUCAUUAGAGCUGAAUUAGCCUGUAGCCCAGUUCAGCAGUGCGGGAUGAACAGCUCAUUAGAGCUGAAUUCGCCUGUAGCCCAGUUCAGCAGUGCAGGAUGCUCAUUAAUCACAGCCUUAAUGAGGUUUCUCAGCCCCUUUUUCACAUGCUUAUUAAACCCAUCAGAGUCCAACCCGCUGGAAACGUCACAGGGAUUUGUGUUCGCUGUUAUGUACACACUGACAUGUUACUACGUGCUUUCUGCUCAGCGUAGCCUCGCUGCUCACUAUGGGGAUCAUGUGCUAACUGUCGGUUUCUGUCCCCAGCUAACCUCACUAGUCAUUCAAAUUAUGAAAUGCAGUUGAAGGCUUUUUUUAUUCACCCACAGGUGAUUAUAUUAUCUAGUUAAAGGUUUUAUUUGGGCCUGCCAGUAAAUCUAAUUACAGGCAUGUACGUUCUCCAGAAAUGUUUUAAUGAGUCUAAAGCACUAUGUGCCACUUCUUUUGAAAGAGAUGAAUCGGUGGUGUUGUGUGCUUGUGGGUUUUGAGUCUCUUAUGUAAAAGCAGUUGCGUCAUUGGCACUAUAAAUAGCUUGUGCCCCCUGCCCCUCCCCCGGUGGAGAGCAAGCUGGGGGCUGUCUGUCCCAGGGCCCUGUGUGAGUGAGGGGUGGGGCCUGAGCCUCCAGGAGCUCAGUGAUGUCACUGUGAUGUCAAUGCCCACACUGUAGCCAUGGACAUCGUUGAUUGGCAACCAGUGUGUUGAGAGAGCAGCAGGGGAACGCUCCUCCUGGACUAUUUGAGCAGAUAUGGCUGUUACUGGUGAGGAGACUGAGUCAGCUGCCACGGGAGACAUGCCGGCCUACCAGCUGCGAGGUCCUGCCUCCAGCCUGCCGCAGGGCGUGGUCAUGGCCGCCUCCCCCGCCUCCCUGCACAGUCCCCAGCCCCACGCAGAGGAGGUCACACGCAAGAGGGAGGUUCGCCUCAUGAAGAACAGGGAGGCAGCACGGGAAUGUCGGCGGAAGAAGAAGGAGUAUGUUAAGUGUCUGGAGAACCGCGUGGCCGUUCUGGAGAACCAGAACAAGACCCUGAUAGAGGAGCUGAAAGCUUUGAAGGACAUUUACUGCCACAAGAGCGAAUAACUGAGUCCCACUGGCUACAGACUAAUGCACACACACACACACUCUCACACACACACACACACACACACACACACACACACACACACUGCCAUAAACAAUCUGGGGCAAAGCUACGUUCGUCUUUUUUUCCUGGCCUGGUUCUUUCGGUUUUCAUGAGGACAGGGUGAGUUCCUGAGCUUUGGGGCGUGUCCCCCUUGGCGCCCAGCGGGAUGAUGGGAUAGGGCUCGUGGGAGGAGGAGGAGGAGGAGAGGCUACACCAGUGCCGAGAGAGA
This is a messenger RNA of Conger conger (European conger), 1411 nucleotides long. It is a transcript of the gene crema, whose product is annotated as cAMP responsive element modulator a. NCBI's taxonomy places the organism in Eukaryota, Metazoa, Chordata, Actinopteri, Anguilliformes, Congridae. Gene Ontology annotation, cellular component: ATF4-CREB1 transcription factor complex; nucleus. Gene Ontology annotation, molecular function: RNA polymerase II cis-regulatory region sequence-specific DNA binding; DNA-binding transcription factor activity, RNA polymerase II-specific; protein binding. The transcript has 3 exons. The coding region runs from base 807 to 1139 and encodes 110 amino acids. Gene Ontology annotation, biological process: regulation of transcription by RNA polymerase II. The record is from RefSeq and is a predicted model, not a curated record.